Molecule: messenger RNA, 6313 nt
Organism: Peromyscus maniculatus bairdii (prairie deer mouse)
Lineage: Eukaryota; Metazoa; Chordata; Mammalia; Rodentia; Cricetidae
Source: RefSeq, a predicted model, not a curated record
GGCUGAGCUCAGAUAUGCGGCAGCAGCGAUUUAUGUAUAGGGCCCCACGGACUCGAAACAAGCUCGACCUUAGCCCGUUCCACGUGCUAGUGAAACUGUUCAGCAGCUUCGUGCCUCCCAGCCAUCCAGGAGUCAUUAUGGUGGCUGGGUCGACAGCCCGGCUUGAAAUGGGGUUCCCUGCAUCGCAGGAAAUUGGUGUCUUUGAGCAGGGACAACUUUGGCUUCUGGGGCCCAAGAAGCCCGCAGGUGCCAGUGGAGUGCAGGGAAGGUGCGCCUGCUUGACAUUCCAAACCAAGCUAUAGCCUGCAGGGAUGCCAUCUGAAAGUCCAGAAGGGAAACUGGUCCCUGAGAGGUAAGAGAAUGAAAAACCACAGGAAAAAUACCAGCUCCCCAGCUCUUCCUCAGGAAGGAGAUGCAAAUUCUUGAAAAGUUGAAGCACCAGAUCAUACCAGGACACAGGUAGGUCUGUGACUACAGAGAUACCCCAUGGAGUCCAGCAGGGCCAGCCCAUCUCCAAGUCAUUCCUUGUCUUACUUUUUAUUGCUGUGACAAGAUACCACAACCAAGCCAACUUAUAGAAGAGCUUUUUGGGACUUACAAUUUCAGAGGGUGAAUCCGUGAUCAUUAUGGUAGGGAGCAUGGCAGCAGGCAGCAGGCAGCAGGCAGGCAUGGUACUGGAUCAGUAGCUGAGAGUUUGCGUUCUUAUCUGCAAGAUAGAGGCAGAGAAAGCUAACUGGGGAUGAUAUGGGCUUUUGAAACCUUAGAGUCCACCCACCUCCCCAUGAUACACUUCCUCCUACAAGGCAAACCUAAUCCUUCCCAAAUAAUCCAACCAACUAGCGACCAACUGUCAAAUAUGUGAGCCUAUGAGGGCCAUUCUCAUUUGAAUCACCACAUUCCACUUCCUGACCACCAUAGGCUUGUGGUCAUAUCAUAAUGCAAAAUGCAUUUAGUACAGCUUCAAAAGUCCUCAUAAUCUUUUUAGAGUCUCAACACAGUUUAAAAGUCAGUCAAAGGACUCAAGGCAGUCUCUUAAUUGUAAGCCCCUAUUAAAUUAAAACCAAAAAGCAAAUUACAUGCUUGCAACAUACAAUGGCACAGAAUAUACAAUUCUAUCUGUUCUAGCUCCUAGAAAUGGAUGGGAUUCUUUCUUUUCUCCUUCCUUCCCUUCCUUCCUUCCUUCCUUCCUUCCUUCCUUCCUUCCUUCCUUCCUUCCUUCCUUCUUUCUUUCUUUUUUGAGCUGGAUCCUACAAAUUCUCUCCCUGCUCUGAUCUUGGGGAGGGACUGAACUCUCCUCAUCUAUAGGAGGAGAAAGAAGACUCCUCUACCUUGAAGCUUUUUUGACAACAGUUCUCAGUCUCCUGUCUCUCGGCAUUUCCUUGAGUUGAUAAAAGAUCUGGGGACCAGGACUGGAGAACAGGUCAUUGGACAAAGCAGAGUCCUCUAUUCUUGGCCAUCAGUCUGUCUUUGGGCUCCAGCUACACAUAGAAUGUGCUAAGUCCCUGAGACCAGGACCCAGUGACUUUAGGGGCAAGGGAGUGUUCAGGAGGAAUCUACACUCAGUGCCCUGAGCCUGACCUCACCAUGAUCAAUGCAGAGGGGAUCUCCCUGUGGCUUCACAGACUGAAGAUAGGAAACUUAAUUUCUUACUAGGAAGGUACAUCAUUCAUGUUGAGGAUUUGGGUGUGAAAAUCUCCAUUUAUACCCAGCAGUCAGGUGUGAACAUCAAGGCCCCUUCUGGCACUCCCUGAAUUUUAUAUUUGUAAUUACCUUUUCUAGACACCCACCAGGCUGUAUCUCUAUGACAUGGAGCUUGUGCCUUAGGGUUCCUGUCCCUUUCAGGCUGCUCAAGCUGGGGAUUGGGAUUCUGCUAUCUGGGAUGCUGGAAGGCCAAAGCCAGUGAACGCAUAGGUAUCUCUAGUACAUCAGAACUUGCAAAUUGCCCCAGGUGCUUCAGAAAAAAAAGUCUCUGCUUCUCUAGAGUAGAUGGGGGAAGAAACCUGUUUGAUAUGUUGGAAGUAUAAGCAGUGGAAGAAGGAUCUGCAGUAAUUACAUAUGGAAGCUUAAUAGAAACCACUCAGGAGCUGAAGUGUUGUGCUUGGGAGAGAGAAGCCAGCAAGGGGGCAGAGAGCCUGCGGGUAAGGCCCCCUCCUCAGACUGAAACAGGCACAUGUUCAAGAACUAAGCUUUCUGGGGCUUGGUGAAAAAUUGGGUGGCAGGCAGCUUGCUUCAUUCUUCAGAAAGAGAAUUCAGGAUUAGGUGAGAGCCUGUCUGAGGCUUAUCCACUGCCCUUUCCUUAUAUGCUGACCAUAUCCCCAAGCCAAAGUCCUAGAUAUCUAAGUCUCCUCCUCUCUGCAGUGGUAUUAAGUAUCUCCUGGCUAUGAAGUGGCUCAGAAAUCAUACUCCAUCCACACUUCCUAAGUACCUGGACCCUCACUGAUGCCCCUACGAUUGCUACCAGCAUUUUUAAAUACAGGAAUCAGGAUGCCAAGAGCUAACUGUGUGUUGAGCAUAUGCUCCAGAGGCCACUGCUAAGUUGGACAGGCUGCCCAUACCUACUGCCAUCUGGCCCUGAAUGGGGCGGUGGGGCGGUAAUGUUAAAGAAUUAGUUAACAUUUAAAAAACCAAAUAGUAUUUCAAAGACAUAUGGCCACUGGUGAUAAGCUGCUCCCUCUGUAGACCCCACUCCCUAGGGCAGCUGCUGGUUGCACAUGCCAGGCUAGCAGAGCAGAGCAGGGAGUGUACCUGGGAGUGGGGAGUUAAAGAAAGGGCUGCUAGUCCCAGUUGGCCCUCUUCUCCCCGCCCCUUCCCAUAGGCUCCGCCCAACUCCGUCUAGCCUAGGAGCCUACUGCCAGCACAAUCUCAAGCUCAGCUGCUUUUAACCCUAGCCGAGAUCCUACUCACCAGAUCACACAGCUGUGGAAGGAUAGGAGGAGCAGCCUGUGUGGCCCUGGGCCGGAUGUCACCCUCCGCUGAAACGUGCCGUGUGCCUGAUUGAGGAGCCCUCUGUAAUGACCUCCGGGGUUAGGGUUAGGGUCCGUGUCACCUGUCACUUCCCUAUCCCGUGCCAAAUAGGGUUGUGGGCAGGAAGCACGGGGUAGCUUGACUGUCCCACCAGCCUUUCUGGUUUCUCCCUCGUACCGUGGGCUCCUUGGUGCAUGGCUGUAGUGCUCAGCCUUCUCAGCGGCAGCACUGAGGGAGAUUACUGACCCAAAUUGGCUCCAUGCGCCUUCGCCUUCGUCCACAACCAGGCCCCCUAGGCAUGGAGCCCUUCUUCCGGAAGCGGCUCACUUUCUUGUCCUUUUUCUGGGAUAAGAUCUGGCCAGCGGGUGAGUCGGAGGAAGACAUCCCCCGGAUCCAGGGACUUGACGACAACCCAGUGCUGGAGCAGCCCGCUGCCAUUGAGCCUUGCAGCUUUCCCGCCCCACGCGCGCGACUUUUCCGCGCGCUCUACGACUUCACUGCUCGGUGUGCAGAGGAACUGAGCGUCAGCCGCGGAGACAGACUCUACGCCCUCAAGGAGGAGGGCGACUACAUCUUUGCCCAAAGGCUCUCUGGGCCGCCCAGUACGGGACUGGUUCCAGUCACCUACCUUGCCAAGGCCACCCCUGAGACGCCCUCAGACCAACCUUGGUACUUCAGUGGGAUCAGCAGGACUCAGGCCCAGCAGUUGCUCUUGUCUCCCGCCAAUGCACCUGGAGCCUUCCUCAUCCGGCCCAGCGAAAGCAGCGUCGGGGGAUAUUCUCUGUCAGUUCGGGCCCAAACCAAAGUCUGCCACUACCGCAUCUGCAUGGCACCUGGUGGCAGCCUCUACCUGCAGGAGGGCCGGUUCUUCCCCAGCCUGGAUGCAUUGCUCGAUUACUACAAGACCAACUGGAAGCUGAUACAGAACCCUCUGUUGCAGCCCUGCAUACCCCAGAUGCCCCUGGCUCAGGACGAGUGGGAACGGCCACGCUCAGAAUUUGUCCUUCGGAGAAAGCUGGGUGAAGGCUUCUUCGGGGAGGUGUGGGAAGGCCUGUGGCUGGGCUCUAUGCCUGUGGCGGUGAAGGUUAUCAAAUCAGCUGACAUGAAACUGGCAGACCUCACCAAGGAGAUUGAGGCACUGAAGAGCUUGAGGCACGAGCGACUGAUUCGGCUUCACGCCAUAUGCUCCCUGGGUGAACCUGUGUACAUCGUUACUGAACUCAUGGGCAAGGGCAACUUGCAGGUCUACCUGGGCAGCCCUGAGGGAAAGGCCCUGAGCCUGCCUCAUCUACUGGGGUUUGCCUGCCAAGUUGCUGAGGGCAUGAGCUACCUGGAGGAAAGGCGUGUUGUCCACCGGGACUUGGCUGCUAGGAACGUGCUGGUGGGUGAUGACCUCACCUGCAAAGUAGCUGAUUUCGGCCUGGCCAGGCUGCUCAAGGAUGAUGUCUACUCCCCAAGCAGUGGCUCCAAGAUCCCUGUCAAGUGGACGGCACCUGAGGCAGCUAAUUACCGUGUCUUCUCCCAAAAGUCAGAUGUCUGGUCCUUUGGCAUCCUGCUAUAUGAGGUCUUCACUUAUGGCCAGUGUCCCUAUGAAGGAAUGACCAACCACGAGACACUACAGCAGAUCAGCCGUGGGUACCGGUUGCCACGCCCAGCUGCCUGCCCAGCAGAGGUCUAUGUGCUUAUGGUGGAGUGCUGGAAGGGCAGCCCUGAGGAGCGUCCCACCUUUGCCGCACUGAGGGAGAAGAUGAAUGCCAUACACAGGCGUCUCCAUCUGAGCCUCACGUGACCAGGUCUCCAGCCCCACAGGCAGCAGUUAUGGCAACUGCUUCCGAAGGGUGUCUCCCAAGGAAACACCUGUCGCCAACACACGUGGGAGAUGCCGCACAACUGGGAAUGGCAACAGCCUCAGAGAACCCCAUGCUGAGGGCCCUUCUCUGACAAGGGCCAGUACUUACAUGUGCACAACACCAGAUGGACACAUGUAGACUGGGUCUGGUCGUGAGCACUUACUUAGAUGUGAAGGCUGUGUCCUCCUCCUGGCACAGUUUGAAUCCCUGGUGCCUCCAAAGUGUUGAUCAAGUACAGAAGAGGAGCUGUAAGGAAGUGUACCAGCAGAGCCAGCAAUUCCCUCUCUGCCCUCACCUCACUCUGGGCUUGGCUUCCUCAGCUCCCUUCUAGGAUCAAGGACAAGAAGCCCAAUUUCUCUCAAGUCUGACUGUGGGUUUGGUUAAGUAUCCAGUGCUAGGGCUCCCAAGCACACCUCACCAGUACAUGCUGUGUGCUCACAGGGGAUGGUAGCAUCCCCUGCCCAUACCCCACUUUCCCACAGGUACUGGUAAACUCUAGGCACACAGAGCCAGCUUCAAUAAACAUGCUCCAAUGGAUUCACAUACCAGUUCCCAGAAUGGAGUGCUGGAGGCUCUAAAAGAUGGGAGCCAGAGCUGCAUUGCAGUGUGGACCCCCAUGACAUUAAUGUUGGAGACUGCUGGAGCUCCCUGGCCUGGUGUUGAAGCCAGAAAGUUCUUCAGUUUCAGAAAGGGUGGACUGGUUGUUUGGUGGUCAGCACUCCCAGGCCUUCCCAGAUGCAAAGGGAUGGCGUCUCAAGACUGUUUCUUUGGAAGGGCAGUGAUUAGGAGGCAGAAUUUUCUGGUUGGCAGGUUUAGUCAGAUAGAGGUAGGAUGCUGACAACCAGACAACCUACUUUCUGGGGCAAAGCCCCCGUGGGUCACUUUUGUGUUUGAGUGUGACACCUUGAGAAGUUGGGCCCUGGAUCAUUCAACACUUUAGGGCACUAGGAGCCGUAUACUGAGGAUUAGGCGGCCUUUGCUCAGGGAUCCAAGGCCAUUUCACUCUCCUAGCAGCUGUCUCCAGAAGGCUGUAAGGCAGAAAGGCUGGCAGUCCCCUAAAGGGGAUGGAAUUUGGGGCCAGCUCUGCACCCACCAAAGCCAAUUUGCUCAUGAUCACCGACCACAUCUGUGGGUUGGCUAAGAGGGAGCUGGGUCACUUCCAUGACCUAUCUCUGUUGGCUAAGGCCUUCAGGAGGCCAUGGGGAAGAGUGACCAGUCUGCUUAGGAUGGGGUGCCUGCUGCUCUCCACUGCUGAUCCAGUAGCUCAGUCAUUCCCCACCCUGGAGGACAGACUAAAGACAGGUGCCGAGUUCUCCUUUGUCCCAAUCCUUUGCUUCCCCCAGAUUUCUUGAUUUGAUCUUUAAAGGUGGGCUCUCCCCGACUCCUCCACUUGUUGAUUUAAUUUAAUUUUCUCUCCCCACUGUCUAUGAGUCUGACUCUAAAUGUCUCCUUUCCACCCCUCACUACCUUCUUUAUUACAAAUUCAAUUAAAAGAAAAA